Molecule: messenger RNA, 1557 nt
Organism: Panicum hallii
Lineage: Eukaryota; Viridiplantae; Streptophyta; Magnoliopsida; Poales; Poaceae
Product: probable inorganic phosphate transporter 1-3
Exons: 1
Coding region: 13-1542 (509 amino acids)
Biological process (GO): transmembrane transport
Cellular component (GO): membrane
Molecular function (GO): transmembrane transporter activity
Source: RefSeq, a predicted model, not a curated record
GGCCGGCUAUCCAUGGCGCGCGCGCACCCGCUCAACGUCCUGGCGACGCUCGACCGCGCCAGGACGCAGCGGUACCAUUUCACCGCCGCCGCGAUUGCGGGCACGGGUUUCCUCGCCGGGGCUUACGACCUGUUCUCUAUCAUCUUUGUCGCCAGGCUGAUCGGCCGCGUCUACUACGCUGAUGAAACUGCCAGCCCCGGCGAGCCCGGGGGCCAGCUGCCCCACGACGCCGCGGUCGCGCUCAACGGCGUCGCGUUCAGCGGCACGUUUGUUGGGCAGCUCGCGUUCGGCUGGCUCGGCGACAGGAUCGGUCGCCGACGCGCCUACGGAUGGACACUGGCGCUCAUGGCCGUGUCCUCCGCGGCGUCCGGGCUCUCCUUCGGCCGCGAGGCGAAGGCCGUGCUGGCGACACUGUGCUUCUUCCGCUUCUGGCUCGGUGUCGGGGUCGGCGGCAGCUACCCCCUGAGUGCGGCCAUCAUCGCGGAGUACGCCAACAAGCGUACCCGCGGCGCCUUCGUCGCCGCCGUCCACGCCAUGCAGGGUGUCGGCAUCCUCCUCGGGUGCACUGUCGCGCUCGGCGUGUGCUCAGUCGUGCCGGAGGCCGACCACGUGUGGCGCGUAAUCCUCGUGGCCGGCGCAGUGCCGGCCGCUCUCAGCUUCUACCUGCGCACGAAGCUGCCAGAGACCGCUCGGUACACGGCGCUCGUCGCACGCGAGCCGAAGCGUGCGGCGGCCGACAUGUCGCAGGUGCUCCGCGCCAGAAUCCAAGAGCAGGAGCUGGACGUCUCCGUCGGUCGCAUCGACGACGAGUGGGGCCUCUUCUCGGUGCAGUUUCUGAAGAGCCAUGGCCUCCACCUGCUGGCCACCUCAAGCGCGUGCUUCUUCCUCAGCGUGACCUACUACAGUCAGAACAUCCUCCAGAAGGAUCUCCUCGGCAAGCUUGGGUGGGUCUCCCCUUCCCCGGCGGCGAGCAUGGGCGCCGUCCAGGAAGUCGCCCGCCUCGCCCGCGCGCAGGCGCUCAUCGCGCUCUGCGGCGCCAGCCCGGGGUACAUCCUGUCGGUCGUCCUCAUCGAUGUCCUCGGGCGGCGCCGCCUCCAGCUCGCCGGCUUCACGGUGAUGACGCUCUCAAUGCUUGCCCUCGCCAUCUCAUACGACCACUGGACGUCGCACGCUGCCGGCUUCUUCGCGCUCUACAACGUGACCUUCUUCUUUGCCAGCGUCGGGCCCAACACCACCACGUUUGUCGCGCCCGCGGAGCUCUUCCCGGCGCGGCUGCGGUGCACGUGCCACGGCGUCGCCAUGGCCGCGGGGCGGGCCGGCGCGGUUCUCGGGGCGUUCGGGUUUCUAUCCAAGGGCGCCGACAGCAAGUACGCGUCGGGCAUUGGUACCCGGAACGAGCUGUUUGUGCUGGCCGGCACCAAUUUCCUGGGCAUGCUGAUGUCUCUGUUCGUCCCGGAGACGAGGGGCGCGUCACUGGAGGUACUGUCGAAGGAGGUCGUCUACGAAUCAAUUGACAUGUUUAUGGAUAGCAAUGGGGAAUAAUCACUUUAUUUCGCA